AUGCCGCGUUCACACGAUCCCUCAUUGGACGCUCUGAUGCACGAAGAGGUGUCGGCGCGACGCGUCUCGAUAUCCGUUGAAGACAUUCGAAAUGCGAUAGACACGUGGCGAAAGAACUCGAAAGAGUCGAAGUCGCGAUGUCCGCUGUUCCCGUUGCCGCAACUCCGCCUUCAGCCGCCGUCGACGAGCCAACAGGGCUCUAGGGCGCCGAGUAUGGCGUCAUUGAGGGUGCCGAGUCCGUUGCUCAAACGAGACGAUGAGCCGAAUUUGGGACAUCGCGGCGAGCUCGAUCUCUCGGAAAAAUACAAUUAUGAUUUGAGCAAGGCGCAGCUCAAAGCGAGCUCGAGGACAUCGGCUCUUCUCGCUGGAUUCGCAAUGGUAUGCCUUGUCGAAUUGCAAUACGAGGAGAACACGCCGAAGCAUUUGUUCAUCAUCUUGGGAGUCGUCACUAGUCUGCUGGUUUCUGUUCACCUACUCGCACUGAUGAUGUCGACCUGUAUUCUGCCAUACAUGGAAGCGACCGGAUGCACACAAGACUCGCCGCACAUUCGACUCAAAUUCUACAUCGACUUGUCAUGGCUCUUCUCGACGUGCGUCGGAUUAUUAUUGUUUUUGGUCGAAAUCGGCGUGAUAUUCUAUGUGAAAUUCGACGCCGUCGGCUAUCCGACGGCCGGCUACAUCACGACGGCGAUUCUGGUGCCGGUCGGCGUCGUUUUUGUCGUGUUCAGCUAUUUGAUCCACAAGAAUCGCGUAUCGCAUUCAUUGGGAAGAUUCAAGGAUAAGGUGGACACAAUGAAACAAUUUCUCGAUGUCGAAGCGAAUUUGCCGAAAUCGGCGUACGGUCAAGUGCGAAAUAUUUGA
Messenger RNA from Caenorhabditis bovis, 861 nucleotides. Lineage: Eukaryota; Metazoa; Nematoda; Chromadorea; Rhabditida; Rhabditidae. The record is from the annotation of a GenBank genome assembly.